AUGUUAGCUAUUGCUACCUUACAAGAUGAUUUACCCAACUUCUUUCAAAAGGGCUUCUCAGACCAUUCAAUAUAUUCCCCAAAUAUUAUACUCUCUGACCCACACUAUACAAAAUUAUCUAUCCAUGGACGUACAGCAUACAUAGGAAUAGCGCAGAUGUUAAGAUGGAGUACAAGCCUUUAUUUUGAUGACAUAUCAGUUGAAAUCACAAAGAUGCGCGUGUUACCUAAUGUGCCUGACAUCCAUGACUUGGAUGACCAAGAUCUCUAUUUUUCGUCUAUAAGAGACGCAGAGAAUGAUGCCAGAGCGCCCGGAAUAGUCAAAAGAUUAGAAGUGAGGUGGAGACUAGAAGGAAAGAAACGAUCUUUAAUAUUUCAACAUGAGACGACUCGUCAUAUAGAAGGCGUGUUUAUAUAUAAAUUUGAUCAUCUUGGCUAUAUUGGCGAACACCGCAUCCAAACCAUUAUUCCUCCGCCAAGUAGGCGCACACUAUUACUUCAUUCAUUAGGCGUCAGGUUUAGAUCCCUCUGGUGGGAUCAAGGAAAGAGAUCGCCCGUAUUAGAUCCUGGCUUUUGA
Rhizopus microsporus ATCC 52813 is the source of this 576-nucleotide messenger RNA. RefSeq lists its product as uncharacterized. Lineage: Eukaryota; Fungi; Mucoromycota; Mucoromycetes; Mucorales; Rhizopodaceae. The record is from RefSeq and is a predicted model, not a curated record. The transcript has a single exon. The coding region runs from base 1 to 576 and encodes 191 amino acids.